CGCGAGAGUUGGAGUUUUGGCGAGAGUUUGUGGAAGAUGGCGCCUGUUGUGACAGGUCAUUGAAAUUGUGUAUGAGACUGUCAUUCAAAUGGAAGCGUAAUAGUUCUUCGGAGCCAUUAUGAUCUCAAAAGGAAAGGAGAAUGAUACACUGGCUGAGGUGUUUUGAGGUGCAUCGAAGUGUGCUGAGCCGUGGCUCACCUUAACAUGUUCUUGAAGUACCAUGGCGUGGAUUAAAAGGGAUAAUAGAUGUGGCCUUUAUUUUGCUGGAGCUUCUCUCCCACGUCCCACUGUCGAGCUGGAAAAUUAUAUUGAUCAUUCAAGGAAAUUUGGUGAGCGGCCCCAACCUAAACGACUCACCAGGGAAGCAAUGAGAAAUUAUCUAAAAGAGCGGGGUGAUCAAACAGUACUAAUCCUCCAUGCAAAAGUUGCACAGAAGUCUUAUGGAAAUGAAAAACGGUUUUUUUGUCCACCUCCCUGUGUGUAUCUUAUGGGCAGUGGAUGGAAGAAAAAAAAAGAGCAAAUGGAGCGGGAUGGUUGUUCUGAACAAGAAUCUCAACCGUGCGCUUUUAUUGGAAUAGGAAAUAGUGACCAAGAAAUGCAGCAGCUGAACUUGGAAGGAAAGAAUUAUUGCACAGCUAAAACGUUGUACAUAUCAGAUUCAGACAAGCGAAAGCACUUCAUGUUAUCUGUAAAAAUGUUUUACGGCAAUAGCGAUGAUAUUGGGGUGUUUCUCAGCAAAAGGAUCAAAGUCAUCUCCAAGCCUUCUAAAAAGAAGCAGUCAUUGAAAAACGCUGACUUAUGCAUCGCAUCAGGGACAAAAGUGGCACUAUUUAAUCGACUUCGCUCCCAAACAGUAAGCACCAGAUAUUUGCAUGUAGAAGGAGGCAAUUUCCAUGCCAGCUCGCAACAGUGGGGCGCCUUUUACAUUCAUCUCCUGGAUGAUGAUGAAUCAGAAGGAGAAGAAUUCACGGUGCGAGAUGGCUACAUCCAUUAUGGACAAACAGUCAAACUUGUGUGUUCAGUUACAGGCAUGGCACUCCCAAGAUUGAUAAUUCGAAAAGUCGAUAAACAGACCGCGUUACUGGAUGCAGAUGAUCCGGUGUCCCAGCUCCAUAAGUGUGCAUUUUACCUUAAGGAUACAGAAAGAAUGUACUUGUGCCUUUCCCAAGAGAGAAUAAUCCAGUUUCAAGCCACUCCAUGCCCCAAAGAACCAAAUAAAGAGAUGAUCAAUGACGGAGCUUCUUGGACAAUCAUUAGUACAGAUAAGGCAGAAUAUACAUUUUAUGAGGGGAUGGGACCUGUCCAUGCUCCAGUAACACCUGUGCCUGUGGUAGAAAGUCUUCAGUUGAACGGCGGCGGAGAUGUAGCGAUGCUAGAACUUACAGGACAGAACUUCACUCCAAAUUUACGUGUCUGGUUCGGGGACGUGGAAGCUGAAACCAUGUACAGAUGUGCCGAGAGCAUGCUCUGCGUCGUCCCCGACAUUUCUGCAUUCCGAGAAGGUUGGAGAUGGGUCCGUCAGCCAGUCCAAGUUCCAGUGACUUUGGUCCGUAACGAUGGAAUAAUCUAUUCCACCAGCCUUACCUUUACGUACACCCCGGAACCAGGGCCCCGGCCACACUGCAGCGCGGCGGGAGCCAUCCUUCGAGCCAACUCGAGCCUCAUGGCCUCUAACGAACCGAACACAAACAGCGAGGGAAGUUACACAAAUGUCAGCACAAACCCAACCAACGUCACAUCGUCCACAGCGACGGUAGUGUCCUAACUACCGUCGAGCGCGAGGACUUCAACGGACUUCUGAGUGCUGCAGACGAGGAAACCGAACAAUCUUUUGUGGUUUUGCGGAGAGACGAUUUUCCAUCCUCGGUGACGAUACCCUUUCUACCCCAUUACUUGCAAGUGCUGAUUUGAAAAGCCGAAGCCACAAUAAAAAAAGAAAAAUACAACGAAAAUGUAAAAAAGACUCUAUUGAAAAUCUAUUUUUCAGCUGGUUUUUUUGGUUUUUGGUUUUUGUUUUUUGUUUUUUGUUUUUUUUAAAGGGCAAGAAAUAGAAACGUGGCUGGGAUAAAAGUUAAGCAAACUAGAAAACAUUGAACAUAACAUAGUUUUUACGGACCAAGGAACUUGUAUAAGCUUUAGUAAAAGGUACAUUUUCACCAUACCUUUUUUGUAUCACAACAUAUAGUACACUUUUGUUACCAAAUAGUUUAUAUUUUUUUUUCCUCUGAGGUUUUGCUCUGAAGUAUAUUCAGGUUCCAGGCCUGGCCAUGCUUGUAUAAUCUAAUUACCAUACUCUUCCAGUUUAAAAAAAUAUAUAUUUUUGGUCUGUGGCUGGAACUGUUCCUUUUUUUAAACUGAAGUCUUGUGACUUUUUAUGAACUGAAAUUAUUUUGAUUUCAGCAAGUAGAACCUUGUAAAGGCCAGCAUAUUUUUUUUAAGAUUAUAUGAAGUCUGUGCAAAAGCUUUAAAAAAAGAUGCCUCUGCCUUGCCUCCAAUACAUGCAAUGUAUGUUAACUUAGUGGUCUAUUUCAGUCAUUGUUGAUAGUUAUUUCUGUGUUUUCCUUUAAAAAAAAAUUGUAUUUAUAGUGGUAAUUCAAGAUGUUCUAACAUUUACGUGAAUUCAAAUGGGGCAGUUCGAACCGUCACGUUGGACUGUCAAGUCACAGAAAAUGUUGGUGUUUGAAGGGUUGUUUUUUUUUUUUUUUUUUAAGUUCAAAUCAUUAACUCAUCAAUGUUUUCCAGGAGCCGUUCAGGUUUUUUGUUUCUCCCCACCCUUUAUCUUGUACAUAACGUGUAUUACGUGUAAGUUAAACUUUGUUUUUGAAUGUGGAAUGUUCCCAAUGGCUUCAUUUGGCCUGUUUGGCGUGUGACAGAAGAAGCACGAGAAAUAUUUGCUACCAGAGAGAUUGUUAGGUUAUGCCCCCUUUUUCUGUGAGGAGAGGAAUUCAACAAAAGCAUGUUUUUAUUGCCUUUACGUCUUUUUUUUUUUUAGUAGACUAGGCCAAAACCAUAGGUGUAACCCUAAAAUAAGAAGAUGCUUUUGUUAGAUCGACUAAAAAAAAUAAAUAGGACUACAGUACUUAGAAAUGGAUAGAUGAGAGAUUUUGAAACUAAAACACAUCUCCUUCCCUACCUUGAUCACUCUCUCUGACACCAUCCUUCCCAACUCCGCCCUCACAAGGACAGCACCCCAUUCAGGUCCGGCCUCGGUGGCAUUCAGCAGGUUUUUGUUUGCCUUGCACUCUGAACUUGCCAUUUUUACAUCGUCUCCAUUCCCGUCCUUUACCUUGACUGCAUUUUUGUUAAAUGUCCUGGAAACUGCAGCAGAACCACUGGGAUGCACGGUCCUCGGACUGUGUGUGUGUGUGUGUAUGUGUGUAUGUGUUUGUGUGUGUGUGUGUAUGUGUGUGUAGGCUUGCAGAGCAUCGCCCGGUAAAUGCAGCCACCCUUCCUUAGAGUAAAAACUACCUCUGCAUCGUGGCAAGUCCUCACUGUCCCGUAACAAGAGCCGCAAGUACCUUGUGAAUGCCAGCAAAGCCCGGGUUUCUUGCAGGGUUCGUCACACAGAGCAGUGCUUUUGGUGGGGGGGGGUAUCUCCCAAUCUGUCGGAGGAGGUUUUCGCUGACCACUUGAAAAGACAAAUCUGAACCAUCGUAAAACCGUCCUCCUCUGCGCGUUGGCUUUCCUGAUGGUUUUUUUAAAAAAAAUUUUGGCUGGGUUUACGCCUCUGGAAAUGUUUUUUUGUUUUGGGGGGGGCGGGGUUUUGCCUGUGUUAAUCGUUUUGGUCUCUAGUCUGAGAAGGGAGAAUUCAUUUGUAGUACACUUUCAGUUGUCAGAUCAGUGCCACUGUGUUUCUCUCCUACCACGGGCCUUUCUAGGGACUCGGAGGAUAUUUUGUACUCGAUACCCUUUUCUCUUUCAACUUGUUACAAACGCUGGUUCUCCGGGCCAGCAGAUACUGCCUCAGACCAAGGAAAGAACUCAUCGUGGCCUUAUCGAUCUUUGUUUAAAACUGUUUACUGGCAUUGACUUGCAAACAUGUUUACUGGUGUCUGUGUGCUGUUUAAUUUCCUCUGAGUAAUGGCAGCCGUCAUUUCGCAAUGUUUUGGUCGAAGUAUGUAUGCAUAAUACAGUACUGUUUUUUUUCUAAAAAUGGGCCACAAGUUUCCUUUGCUUAUUAGGUUUCAUAGUCAAGUAAGAACUGUUAUUGGAUUCACUCUCAUACAAGAAUAAUAAUAAUAAUUAUAGAGGAGAUCCUUUUUCAGAACAAAUUACUGCUUUACCCAGUCGGUGAACCCGUAACUCCUCCACUCUCAAAAAGUCGACCGUCUGUUCCCUUCCGGACUUUAAAGUCUUAUUUUUCCCAAUGUCUGCUUGGGUACUUAGCUUAUUUCUUCAUAGCGGAUUGCCCACUGGAGUGAGUAUAUAUACACACUAUCUCUGAAUUUAAAGCGUUUCAAGCUACUAACAAAACACAUUGUUUUUCGUCAGUUUUAUGCCUUUCUACACCCUAAAGGUGAAUGGGCGAAAAAAAGAAAUUCAGUUGUCGCUGAAUCUUUUGUCAGUACUCAUUUUUCUGAAUUCUGCUUUUCCUAAAUCUGUCCUUUGAACUUGUGGCCAGUUAUCUUGAGUUUAUUAUGAUGAGACGCGUCUUCCAGAUCAAUACCCCUUCAAGAAAGAUUCCCUGUCGUAACGGAGCUGGGAUUUUCCUUGGGCUUUUUUUUUUUGUUACUCGGUGGAAGCUCCCUGAACCGUUGGUCAUUUCCUUGAUAAUGGGUGGAGAGCACCCGUAGAAUGUUACUGCUUCUGUUGAACUCCAUAGCGAAUGAAUGCUCCAGGAGGAAAUGGAACUCCCAAACCCUCUUGCUUUCGUGUCUCAUGUGCUCUGACGUCAGUUCAAAAAUGAUACAAUGAAGCCCAUGUUCCGAGUCGAGUUUUUUUGUGAUGUUCUAGUCCCUUCCAUCCACCCCGUAGACUGGGAAACGACUCAGAUGCUCCAAAUUGGAUUGGCCCUUGGGUUUGGAACGGUUUCAAAAUUGAACACUAGUGUAAUACCGUGGAACCUGCUGCUGUCUUUUCUUAAUCCUCUGACCUAUGAAGGCAUCCCAGCACGUACGACUCCUCUGGUGAAAAAAGAUUCAUUUCGCUUUCACUGCACAGACUCUCUAGGGAUCAUACUGGUUAUUUAAAAAAAAUAAAUAGAUGAACCUGGUACCAUCUCUACCCACAUUAAAAAAAAAAAAAAAGAUUCCGAUGAAAAAUCUUGUACGGGAAACAAGCCAACUACCCAUUUUAGACCAAAUAACUCCAUAGGGGUUUCCCUUUUGAAACAAAACGCUCUUCAAUUAUUAACCACGGUGUUUACUUCUUCUUUCAAAAGCAGCUGUGUUUCUGAUGAGUACUGAACAAAUGUGUGUAAUUUUCUGUGCCAGACUUUUGACUUUGUUUCAAGCACUGUAAUGUGGGAUUGAUUGGCAGCUUUGUUAGAGACAGUAAUAUAUGAGGGUUUCCGUUUAACCCUUUCAGGACUGAAGUAUGUCUCCCUCCAUUAAAUGUCCACCGUUGUAGUGAACGUGUACCAGCAUUGAGUACUGUGUUGGUCCAGAUGUAGAUGAUCUGCUCAGAUUUUUAGCUUAUUUCUCGUACCUUGCAGCAUGUCGUUUGCAUUCAGUCCUUAAGGAAUUCUAUUUUACAAACUGUGCACCUGUAAGGUUUAUUAGCAAUAAGGUAGAAAAUUGAGCAAGUUUUUACCCUAAUUUUGUAGAAAAAAAAUGAAUCUGCUCAGUUCCAUAUUUCGUCGAGAAAAACCUGCAAUACGGGGCAGUUUCAAGGAAUAAAUAAAAGUGAAAUGUAAACCGUC
This is a messenger RNA of Ornithorhynchus anatinus (platypus), 5860 nucleotides long. It is a transcript of the gene RBPJ, whose product is annotated as recombination signal binding protein for immunoglobulin kappa J region. The coding region runs from base 221 to 1765 and encodes 514 amino acids. Gene Ontology annotation, biological process: regulation of transcription by RNA polymerase II; Notch signaling pathway. Gene Ontology annotation, cellular component: MAML1-RBP-Jkappa- ICN1 complex; nucleus. NCBI's taxonomy places the organism in Eukaryota, Metazoa, Chordata, Mammalia, Monotremata, Ornithorhynchidae. Gene Ontology annotation, molecular function: DNA-binding transcription activator activity, RNA polymerase II-specific; RNA polymerase II cis-regulatory region sequence-specific DNA binding. The transcript is spliced from 13 exons. The record is from RefSeq and is a predicted model, not a curated record.